This is a messenger RNA of Photinus pyralis (common eastern firefly), 1011 nucleotides long. RefSeq names its product antistasin-like. The transcript is spliced from 7 exons. NCBI's taxonomy places the organism in Eukaryota, Metazoa, Arthropoda, Insecta, Coleoptera, Lampyridae. Bases 90 to 884 code for a protein of 264 amino acids. The record is from RefSeq and is a predicted model, not a curated record. Gene Ontology annotation, molecular function: serine-type endopeptidase inhibitor activity.
CAAUAUUGUUCCUAAAAAAACAAAGAAGCGAUAAAAGCCCCCUGUAUAAAUUCGACAUAGUACAUUUAUUCUUCGGAAUCAGUUGAAACAUGCGAUAUUUUACAGUUAUAAUUUUGAACCUCGCCAUACUCCAGCCGAUGUUCAUUGGCUUAACUAUUGCAGGUAGUUCCGUUUGCGAAAAUGUACCUUGUGAACAGUACUGUCCAUAUGGAAAUCUUCAUGAGGAGGGCUGUAGGACGUGUACCUGCAAUGAUCCGUGUAAAUUCGAGGAGUGUCCUCCUGGCGAGGAAUGCAAGGUGGAAUCGAUGAUGUGUAUCUGGCAACCUUGCGGAUAUAUGGGAAAGUGUGUUCCUGCCUGCCCUGUGCACGACUGUCGCUCCAACUGUCCCUAUGGCUUUGCAGUUAAUGAAAAGGGCUGCGAAACGUGCCAAUGUAGGGAUCACUGUAAAAACAUGAUUUGCGCACCAGGGGAAAUUUGCACUGUUGAAUAUGUCACUAAUUUCGCUGCAGGUGGAGUGCGCACUAAAUGUACUAAGAAGUGCAAUGACUUACCAUGCCAUGCAAACACAGUUUGCGAAUAUGGCUUCGAAAGGGACUGUGAUGGUUGUCCGACUUGCGCUUGCAAAAAUCCUUGUGAGGGUGUCACCUGCCCCAAAGGAAGCUACUGCUUCGUUGAAAACGUUCAGUGCGUAACCGAUCCAUGUCCAUCUCCAUCUGCGUCAUGUCAAUCAUAUUGUCCUCCAAACAGUUGGCCACUAAUCGGAUUGUACGAUUAUGCGGUACAAUGCACCGCCGGUGCAUGGAACUGCCCGAUAGGAUACGAUUGCAUCCACGUCCCUAAUCUGAGUGAAUCUUACUGCUGCACUACUCCUCAUAAUCAUUAAUUAGGUUUUUUUUAUCUGGCCUGUUUGGUUGAUACAGAGUAAAAAAAGCGUAGUUGUUAGGUUUAGUACUGAAUCAUUAAAGUCUAAUCUCAGACAAUGCCACCAAUUAAAAAGCUCAUUGCUGGGA